AUGCUCCAGUUGAAAUGCUCCCGUACAGAGCCAUGUCUAAACUGUGUGAAUGCAAAGACAACUUGCGAAUAUCGUGAAGUUGACCGCAAGAGAGUCCCAGUCUCACAUGAAUACGUCGCUAGCUUGGAGAGCCGACUUGCCUGGUUCGAGUCAUUCGUCAAGAAUCUUCGCGCUGCAACCCCAGAGAAGCGAGAGGAAAUGCUUAAAUCAACUGAUUUGGAGGAGCACUCUCCCAGUGAUAGCACAAAAGCGCCUGGCGAAUACAUCGCUAACCUUGGAAUUCACGCACGAAAUCAAGCAAAUCUUGAAUUGGGCCUCGAGGGCUCACUAGUUUAUCAUGGAGCGACAAGUAUCUUCCGCGGAGAGGAAGACCAGGGGCAACAUGCCAGCAAUCUAGCCAUUCAGGGAUAUUACGACGGAGUUGAAUCAAACUUCGAGAGCGUGAUGGGGCAUUUCGGCGUCAGCAUGGGGGAUGAAGUCGUGAUGAAAUCACUAACGCAGUUUUUCAGGUGGCAGUAUCCCCAUUUCAUGUUUAUCUACCGCGAGGCUUUCCUCCGGGAUCAUUUUGGUGACAGGAAGAGCGGAAAGUAUUGGUCUUCAGCACUCUUGUUGUCUAUUUGUGCCUUGGGCGCUCUUGUCUCCGUCGAUACCAAAGCUUCCAGUAACCAGUUCUUCCUGGCAGCGGAAAGCAUCAUCAUGGUGACCGGGCUUACGAGACCAUCAAUCGCUACCGUCCAGGCAUUUCUUUGUCUGGCAUUCUAUGAGAUUGGGCGGGGUAAUCUGUCAAAAGGAUGGGGUUAUUCAGGCAUCGCCUUUCGGAUGGCCCAAGACUUGGGAUUUCAGAGAGAUCCCAAGGAUUGGAUCCAACAUGACUCGUCUCUAGCAACACCUGAAGACAUUGAAAUACGGCGACGCAUCUACUGGGGUUGCUACAUCUCUGACAAGUUGAUCAGCCUUAUUCUUGGCCGUCCCGUUUACCUUGUUUACGAUGAAGCCGAAGUAAAACCAAUGGAGACCUUACCUGAGCCCCCCGAGAUGGCAUUAUGGAAGCCAGUCGGGUUCGACGACGAUUACAAGGAACUCACACAAGCCACUUCGAUGAUCCCAUACCUACAUGAGCAGAUCCGCCUCUCGAGGAUAGUGGAACGAAUGAUGACAACUCUGUUCUCACCUAGAUCGAACCUCAGCGACAUCAGCAGACGAGUAUGCUUCGAUAACCUAAAUCUUGACCUCAAUAGGUUGCGGGAAUCGCUUCCUGAUUUUGCGAAGUGGAAUAAAUGGGGUCCCUCUUCGAAGCCCAUACCAGGAGUCCUUGCCUUGCAUCUCCUUUUCCAUAGUGCGCGAAUCGCGUUGAACCAUGAUCAAGCCAUUGCGAGUCGUACCGAUGUUCCAGAAGAGAAGCCUCGUCUCUACUGCGUGACAUCGGCCGAGGACAUAUCAUCUAUUUUACGGACUUAUCGCAGCCAAUAUGGCUUGCAACACGCUCCCCUCAUAUUCGUGUACGGUGCAGUUCAGGCUAGCCGCUCAGUAAAGGCGUUUGGGAUACCCGAGGAGUUACAAUACCUGAACCAGACUCUUGGGGAGUUAUCAUCAACUUGGACCCUCUCUAAGCAAGUCAUGACCCGAAUGACUUGA
Molecule: messenger RNA, 1635 nt
Organism: Colletotrichum truncatum
Lineage: Eukaryota; Fungi; Ascomycota; Sordariomycetes; Glomerellales; Glomerellaceae
Product: transcription factor
Biological process (GO): regulation of DNA-templated transcription; DNA-templated transcription
Molecular function (GO): DNA binding; zinc ion binding; DNA-binding transcription factor activity, RNA polymerase II-specific
Source: RefSeq, a predicted model, not a curated record